Messenger RNA from Macrosteles quadrilineatus (aster leafhopper), 1686 nucleotides. RefSeq names its product tRNA-splicing endonuclease subunit Sen34-like. NCBI's taxonomy places the organism in Eukaryota, Metazoa, Arthropoda, Insecta, Hemiptera, Cicadellidae. The transcript is spliced from 5 exons. Gene Ontology annotation, cellular component: tRNA-intron endonuclease complex. Bases 372 to 1307 code for a protein of 311 amino acids. Gene Ontology annotation, biological process: tRNA splicing, via endonucleolytic cleavage and ligation; tRNA-type intron splice site recognition and cleavage. Gene Ontology annotation, molecular function: nucleic acid binding; tRNA-intron lyase activity. The record is from RefSeq and is a predicted model, not a curated record.
UUUACUACAACAACCUACAAUUUAUUACAAUUGAAUCUUAACCAAUGACGGUCUAUUGACUAUCUUUAGUUCCGAGAGGAACUAACUACGCUCCAAGAGCCGGAAUUGGACUUGUCGUUCCGGAGUCGGAGUAGUUCGUUCCGGAGUUACUCGAGGCCCAAGUUCAAGUUGGUAGUUGGUGUGUGUCGUGUGAGCAGUGAGCACUGAGCCGAGCACUGAGCACUGAGCUGAGCAGUGAGCAGGUGUCUGUCGUCGUCGUCGGUUCGUUCGGUUCGGUGUCGACUCGACUCACCUACCUGUCAAGCAAAUCGGCCGUUGUUAUGUUUACAGUUUACAUGUCGAUUUAGUUUGUGUAAGUUUUAGUGUGCAAUAUGCAGAGAGAAAUCAGAAUUGAAGACAAGAGUUUAAUCGAUUCGAGAGAAAUUACUAAAAUAAUUAUCCAAAAUGGGUCAGGAUUUAUUUGGAAUGCCGAUGGUUGGUUGAAACUUCGGGAAGACCACAGAAUUGUUGGUAACCUAACUGGCUGCUUGGUUGGACUUCCGAGGCAGGAAACUUUACAGGGCCUUCCAUUGGUCCUGUUGCCAGAGGAAGUAACUUUAUUGGUCGAGAAAAAAGUGGCCAGACUCAUAGAUGAUUCAAUUCUCACAGAACUUCCACCAGAACAAACUAAAGAGAGAUACAUUUCAUACAAGGAACAGAACAAGAAGGAACAGAUGGAUUGUUAUGAAGAUCAACGACGACAGCAAGUAACUUCCAUGAUUGACAGGAUCAUAGAUGGAAAGCGAAGGAAGUUAUUGGGUCUUAAUACUAAAAAGAGAAAGAGGAGCGAUGAAGGUGAGGUCGGUGAGGAAAAAAUUAUGGACAUUGAACUGGACAGAGAAGAAAUUCUGAAAAAUGAGCUCAAUAAAUCUGCUGAGAAUUUUUCCCCACCAGUCCUUGUUCAAACAUUUACAAGUGAACAAUGGCUGGGUGAUACAGACACCAAGAAAGUUAUUUGGAAGUUCCCAGAAUCUGAUCACGAGAAGCUGAAGUAUUUUGUGUUUAGGGAUUUGUGGGAGAAAGGGUAUUACAUCACUGAUGGUCACAAAUUUGGUGUCGACUAUUUGGUGUACCCAGGUGACCCAGUAAAAUUCCACGCUCAAUUCCUGAUUGUGUGUAUCGAAAGUAACAGCAACAUACCUCCUUCAGAUCUCAUUGCUUAUGCCCGGCUAGGAUCAACAUCAAGAAAAACAUUUGUUAUCGCAAGUAAACUGCCUGAUAAAGAAGACAUAUUUUACAGUUCUUUUCAAUGGAAUGAGAAAAGUUAACAAUGCAAUACAGACUGGGUUUUCAUGAACGCCUAAUUGUGAGUGAAGUGGAAGCUAAUAAAUCAACAAGAAGAUCAUCCAGGAAUUAUCUUUGUGUCUUUUCCACAAAUGUCUGUCUCCAUGUAAACACUAGAAGAAAUCUCCUGGAUGUUUAGCUCUAAUUAGUAUCUUUGUUUGUCUUGGAAUCAUCUAGAAGAUUUUUGGGCUCGAGUUUGAAAAAAACCUUGCAUUGGUAUUGUGAGGUAAAGAUACUGAAAGUGAAAUAGUAAUAUUUUUUACCUACUUUUGUACUUCUGAUCCCUCCCUGUUGCACCAAACCUAAGUACUAGUUGAACUAAGGCUGUUUAAAUAGGGAAUAAAUGUGAUAUUUUUAAUUUCA